Aspergillus steynii IBT 23096 is the source of this 1358-nucleotide messenger RNA. Its product is annotated as FAD synthase. Bases 165 to 1145 code for a protein of 326 amino acids. Gene Ontology annotation, molecular function: FMN adenylyltransferase activity. Gene Ontology annotation, biological process: FAD biosynthetic process. Lineage: Eukaryota; Fungi; Ascomycota; Eurotiomycetes; Eurotiales; Aspergillaceae. The record is from RefSeq and is a predicted model, not a curated record. The transcript has a single exon.
CAUUAGCGUCGUCUGGUGUUCUCCUCGGUGUUGAUCUGUCCUGCACGUCCUCUCCGACGACAAUCAUCCCCUGUCCCGUCCGUCUACCCACCAUCCAUAGACAAUACAACACAACACAACACAUCCACCCUCUCCCACCCAGAGAUAAGGACACAGAUCCUACUAUGACCGACACUGGCCUCUCACAUGCAAAUGGCGCUGCCCCUGCAAAGACCAUGACUCCCACGUCCCAACCAGCACCAGCGUCAGCACCAGCCCCGAUAGACUCAUUAUCACCCUUCAACAACAGCAGCAACACCCCCACCACCUCAACCUCGGCCUCCGCCUCGACCUCCACAUCCUCGACAUCAGCGUCAGCAUCCGCGUCCCCGUCCACACCGAACCUCUCCACCGUCAUCGCCCAAUGCCACCACCGCGUGCACUCCUUCCUCGAAGAAUCGCAUCCCGAGAACUCCCUGCUGGCCGCCGUGCAACGCCAAACCCGCGCCUCCCUGUCCGUCGUCGCCUCCGCCCUGACCCGCUACAACUGCCUCUCCGAACUCUCCCUCUCCUACAACGGCGGCAAGGACUGUCUCGUGCUCCUGAUUCUCUUCCUCGCGGGCCUCCACCCCCACCCUUCCCCGGAGGAUGGCGGCCUCGUCUCCAUCCCCUCGAUCUACGCCCUCCCGCCGGACCCGUUCCCCGCCGUCGAGGACUUCGUGCGCUGGUCGUCCCGCGCCUAUCACCUCGACAUUGUGAAGUAUACGACGCACCCGCCGCAUGCGACGCUGCGGUCGAGUUUUCAGGAUUACCUCGACCGGAACCCGAGUAUCAAGGCGAUCUUUGUGGGCACGCGCCGUACGGAUCCGCAUGGCGCGAAGCUGACGCAUUUCGAUCGCACGGAUAGUGGAUGGCCGGAUUUCGUCCGCGUGCAUCCCGUCAUUGAUUGGCAUUAUGCGGAGAUCUGGGCCUUCAUUCGCCACUUGGAUCUGAAGUACUGUCCACUGUAUGAUCAGGGUUACACGAGUCUGGGUGGGACGGGCGAUACCCACCCGAAUCCUAUGCUUCGCGUUGAAUUGCCUUCGGAAGAUGACCCGCAGGGUGAUCAGUACCGACCGGCGUACGAACUGACGGAGGACCUGGAGGAACGGCUCGGACGCCAAUAGCCUCUGCGCAACCUUGGCGCAGCGCAGGUCAUUUGAUUAUAGAAUUGUGUGUAGGCUCGAACUCUGCUGGAAUGGAUUUAGAUUCACGAGUUUUAACAUCUGUGACAUUCUCGCUACGAUGUUGUUAUUAGAAACCCAUACAGUCUGCCUCUUGUGGAGGGUGAACAUGAACGCGAUAUGAACAUGCACUUUAGACAGAUACAGAAAAUUGCC